CGCCUCUACGACCGAUUUCCGCCGCACGCUCUACGGAAAUAACGAGAAGGCAGCGCUGCGACGCUCCCUCUACGCAGUGCGGGUACGCGGAGGAGAUGUCGGCGGGGAGGACCCAGAUAUAUUAUUGACGUUAUUCCAGUCUACACGCAAGAGAUAUUUCUCAUCGGGGCUGCAGUGCAACUUUAGAGCAAAGAAUGGGAAGGAGUGUACGUGCUGUUUCUCACGCUGAAAGCCUGGCUGCCUCCACUGAACACCGACUUUUGCUCUUCAGCGGUAUUUCCAGGAGGGACUAGAGCUAGCAGCACAGGCUAGCUUCGCAGCUAAACAGCUGCCUUUAUUGUGGCCCGCAACGAACCUCCCAGCUAGCAUCCGUCGCAUGCACAGAAAGAAAAAAUGGUGUACCUGUUAAAUCCUAUAGACAACCUGAGAAGCUACAUCAACAACCGUCCACCGCUGGUCAUUUUUAUGAUCAGUGUCAGUGCAGUGGCCAUCGCAUUCCUGACCAUCGGUUAUUUCUUCAAGAUUAAGGAGAUCAAGUCUCCGGAGUUGACGGAGGACUGGAAUACCUUUCUACUGCGUUUCAAUGAGCUGGACUUUUGUGUGUCGGAGAAUGAGACGAUAAAGCACGGUCUGAACGAGUCGACCACGCCGGAGAGCAUGGUUGUGACCAGCGGCCAAGCUCGUUCCAGCACCCAGGUUCCCCUCCUGCUGGAGGACUCGGGUCCCAUCAACAUCUCAGUCCCCAUCACCCUCACGCUGGACCCCCAGCGCCCGUUUGGAGGGUACUCUCGCAAUAUCACCCACCUGUACGCCACAGUGCUGGGGCAGCAAGUUGGCUUAUCUGGCCGGGAAGCCCAUGAAGAAAUAAACAUCACUUUCACCCUGCCUUUAUCCUGGAACUCAGAUGACUGUGUGCUGCACGGCCACUGCGAGCAGGUGGUGUUCAGCACUUGCAUGACCAUCACUGCGGCCAGCAAUAUCUUCCCAGUCACAGUGCAGCCACCACACUGCGUGCCAGAGACGUACACCAACGCCACGUCUUGGUACAAGGUGUUCACCACGGUCCGUGACUCAGACACCAAAUACAGUCAGGACUACAACCCCUUCUGGUGUUACAAAGGAGCCAUCGGCAAGGUGUACCACGCACUCAACCCAAAGCUCACUGUCAUCGUUCCUGAUGACGACCGUUCCCUCAUCAACCUGCACCUGAUGCACACAAGCUACUUCCUAUUUGUCAUGGUCAUCACUAUGUUCUGCUAUGCAGUCAUCAAGGGGCGACCUGGCAAAGUACGACAAACCAACCCUGACUUCUGCCCUGAGAAGGUACAACAGACACCAGCAGUGCUAUAUGACGUGAACAGGUGGCGUUGUCAGAGGGUUAAAAAGACAUCAGAGAGCUAUGUCAGAACUUACCUGUAACAUGGACAAACUCAAAGAAACAGAAGAAAUAAAAAUAAACAUACCAGUUGCCUAGUGAACCUUGGAAAUACGACAAGGGACACAAAAGCUCUGUGAAUGCAUUACUCUUGCAAUGUUGGGUUUCUCCAACCAAAGAUAUACAAGUGCCUGUAUCUGUCGUGUAAAUAUUUGUAGGAACUCUGAUAUUCUGUGCAAAACCUUUUUUUUUCCUUUCUUUUUGUUUAUUAUUAUUGUAUAAUAAUUAUUUUGCCUGAGUCCCCUUGUGCCAUGUCAGAACAUGCAGUACAUAAACAAAGCAGAAGGACAGAUCCAAGAACCAUUUUUCUAGCAGUCAUUUGGCCUCAUUUAUCAAGCAAGAGAGAAAAACCACAGAGAAUCCACCCUAUGGCAUUCAUCACAGAUUUCAGUUCUUGCUGUAAAUGUUUGGAUAUCUCAAAAACCGUGUGUAAACAAAGUAUUUUUUAUCUCCCAUGAUGAGAAAGCAUGAUGUUUAGUCACUUGAAAUAUGAACUAAAUAUGCCUGAAUAUGCAGGUGGAGAUAUUCGCUUGAGGAUGAGAUGCUUGUAACACAUUUAUAAUUAAGUUUUUCGGUAUGCACUUGUUGCAGCUUCAACAGGGAAGACAAUUAAUUUGGCACUUUUCUCUGCGACGGUGUAAUCAGAAGUCUGAUCAGAAUUUGGACAUUACAAAUUUCUGUUUUGAAAGUAGCAGUUGGUUUAAUUUAAUUGAACUCUCAGUUGUAUUAGGUCUUUACUGAUUAACAGUUCCCUGUGUGUCUGCAAUGUCAACAAACAUAGCAAAGUAUUUAGAUGAUUGCACUGUGCACAUUAAUAUAUGAACAGAAUACAAAUGUUGACAGUGAAGUUAAGUCCCGCAGUUUUAAUCCGUUUGGAUCCUAUUAGGCUUAUCAGUAAGUCCAUUUUAAUGGCAGUUGAAUAAGCUGCUGUACUUCCUGUGAUUUGUGUUGAAAGUUGUAUUUGUUGUGUUUUUUUUUCUUCUUUUUACUUUGAGACAAAAAAAUAUUGUCACACUUAAAAUAUGAAUUUCUGCCUUUUUUGUUUUCCUUCCUCUUUGGAUUCAUCACUCACCCGCCUCUUGCCUGUUGCUGCCCGUCACUGCAGCAGUUUUGUAGUUUGGGCUUCUAGACUUAAGUGAUGUUCAGUACAGUCUUCUCUGUUGCACCUGGAUGAAGCAAAACAUUUAUCUUGCCUUACCCUAUGGUGGACUUGCUUGCUUGAAAAUAGAAGAUCGUUUUCUCCCUUUCCGACAUUAACUCGCUGGUCCCUUCUUCCAUGGUCAUCCUUUCUCUUUUUGUUUCUUCCUGUGCGAGGAUCUUUGACCUGUUAAUGUUAAUGGGUGAUUAUAUUUUAGGAUGCUUUUGAAUUAUUUGUGCUUUUAUUUCAAGCAAAACAUUAUCAGUUGCACGUCUUCAAAUGUUUGCAUAGUUAGUGCACCUUUUAGAUUUCUUGCACAUUUUGUGUUAUUUGCUCAUGUGAUGAUUUUUUUUUUUUUUUUUUUUUUGUCUAAGGUCACAUGUAAACAGUCUGAUACUGAACUAUAUAAACCUUGUUUUAUUUGGGACUUUUUGAAAAUAAAUAUAAUUAUAUAUUAGUAUAUAAUUAUAUUUAUUUAACAAUGAUGAUAUAUUUAUGAUUUCAAUCAUUUAAAUUUUAAAUUUUUUUAUUUUGUAUUUUGUUGUACAACAAAAUGUGCAAAAACUCACUCGGUGUGCGAAUGUGUAAGUGAGUUUGGGGAAUGUUUAGAUAAAUAAAGGCGGAUUUAGACUGUCAAUCUUAGUUCCAUGUGACCAAACAUCUGCUAAUGAAAGGAUACUUCAUUCUUCUCCACAAGUGAAUUGAACUGAAAUUUAACAUUUUCACAUGAAUUGUGUGCACAAUGUGACUCGACUUGCUGUGCUGAAACUCUUACUGUAGCUUUAAGGAUGAAACUUAUGCUCUUCCAGUGAUUAGGAUUCAUAUUUCGAGAGCACGGCAGACUGACAAUCAUUUAUUCUAAAUGUAGUGCAGCUCAAAUUCGAUCUAGGAUAAAGAUCACAAUGUAUCUAAUUGGAUUAAGAUUGUUGUCAAUGUGUCAAUGUUCAAUUCCUGAGUCACCAACAGCUAUCCACUGUGCUAUCUCGACACAAAAAAACAGUCUUAAAAAAAACUAGAGUAACAGUCAAAGUCCGCCUUUAAUGUCUGUUAUGUAUGACUUUUUUUCAAUAGCAAUUACUGAUUUUACUUACCUCUGUGUUACAAUUAUGUUCCAUAAUUGAUGUACCCAUUGAAUGUACUUUUUUUAUAAGCAGCAGAAUCUAAAUCUAAGAUGCAAGAAUUCCAAGUGAUUUUAAACUAUGAUGUAGUUAGAUUUUUUUUCCAGUUUAAAAGGCUUUACUUGAAUUGUUUUUUUUUGUGUGUUAGAGUGGUAUACAUAUAAGGUUUAUCCUUUUGUGAGGAAAAAAAAUGAAUCUCUUGUCACACUUUGUACAUUUGUUUGAUUUUUGUGAGUAUGUUGGUGAAUGAGUGUUUUGCGCCCCCCCACCCCCUAUACUGAAUGAUGUGAGGACAAGUCUUCCUAAUUCUGAUGUGUAUCAUAUUUGAAAAUGAAUGUGUUGCUUUUACUGUCAUCGAUCUCCUGCGUUUUCACAGUGGGACUCAUGUUUUGUUUGGGAUGAUUUGGCAGCUCUUAUUGGACAGUUGGAAAUGUUUGGGCGUCGGAUGGGAAACGGGUGGUGUUUGGCUGGGUGUGUGCGAGUGACGGGAACUUGAUGUGACUGAAGCAUGCCGUAUUAUUGCCAAACAUCAUGAUUUAUGUCAGUGACCUGCGUUUACUUGCUUCUUACCCCUCCUUGUGUGAUUUACUAUGUUCAUCUUUGGUUAGAAUUGCAUCUGUAUAAUUGCAAAAUGCCUUAACAUUGACCAGUUCCAUUUAAGUUUGCUUUGUUUCACAUAUCACAUAUUGUAAAACACCCUGGCUUUACAGAAACAAAUCCAAACGCUACUUAUUUUAUCACAUUUGAGCUCUAAGAAGCUCAAACUAUUGUGCUUGUUUAAGUGCACAUUUAGAGAAAUGGGUUUGAAAGAGGAGCAGAUGCUUGCUGUUGUAGUUUUUAAACUACUCCACUAUAUCACUAUGGAUUGGAGUCAAAACAGAGGAGUCAUAUUCUCCUUAGUUGCAGCAUCUCACAGUGUUCUCGAACACACAAGCCUCCAAUAUAAGGCUGCCACUUCACCUUGUUAUCCUUUCUGUCAUGUUAGUAGCGCUUACAGGCAAAUAUUAAGCCAACUCUGUGCCUUCUGCACUAUCGAGCUGCAUCCUCCUCCCUGUACAUACAGUAGAUAGGACUGUAGGUUUAAUGUGGCUAGAACGUCAUUCAAACCCCUUUUCCUCUCCAGUGGAACUGCUGUAAAUGAACUCAAGUUUAAAUAAACUGUCUCUAAAGUUCA
This is a messenger RNA of Larimichthys crocea (large yellow croaker), 4865 nucleotides long. RefSeq names its product transmembrane protein 248 (gene tmem248). Bases 394 to 1419 code for a protein of 341 amino acids. The transcript has 7 exons. NCBI's taxonomy places the organism in Eukaryota, Metazoa, Chordata, Actinopteri, Sciaenidae. The record is from RefSeq and is a predicted model, not a curated record.